Oryzias melastigma (Indian medaka) is the source of this 1443-nucleotide messenger RNA. RefSeq names its product Yip1 interacting factor homolog A (S. cerevisiae) (gene yif1a). Gene Ontology annotation, cellular component: endoplasmic reticulum membrane; Golgi membrane; endoplasmic reticulum-Golgi intermediate compartment. Bases 231 to 1157 code for a protein of 308 amino acids. Lineage: Eukaryota; Metazoa; Chordata; Actinopteri; Beloniformes; Adrianichthyidae. Gene Ontology annotation, biological process: endoplasmic reticulum to Golgi vesicle-mediated transport. The record is from RefSeq and is a predicted model, not a curated record. The transcript is spliced from 10 exons.
AGCUGCACGUUGAACGACGCGCAGCUCGGCAGAGUGGUGGAAGUGGUGGAGGCGGACAUUGUUGUGGUUAACAGUUCAGCUCUGGAGGAUGAGAGGAUGCAGUGCGUUUGAUAACAGGCACUCUGGAUUCAACCAAUCACAGCAAGUGGGCGGGAUCACGGUGAACACACUGGUUGCCACGCAGCUAGCUUGGGACGGUAGCAAGGAAGCAGACGCCAGCAGACAUCAGAAUGGACUUGCCACAUCACGGAUACCGAGCAACCAAACCAAGAGCUCGUGCAGCUCCAACAACAGGUGACCCUGUCCUGUUUGAAGACACAAGCUCAGCAGCACCUGGACCAAGCAGUCAGGGCUACUAUGCUUCUGGCUAUAACAUGGAAGGAUCCCCAAACGACACGCAGGGAGGUCCAGGAAUGAACAAUCUGUUCACUGAUCCAAUGGCUAGCGCUGCAAUGAUGUACGGCUCCUCCUUAGCCAAUCGUGGACAAGAAAUUGUAAACAAAGAGAUCGGCAGAUUCAUGUCUGUGAACAAGCUGAAAUACUUUUUUGCAGUGGACACGAGAUAUGUACUGAAGAAACUUAUGAUCCUCAUGUUCCCCUAUACACACCAGGACUGGGAUGUCCGCUACCAUAGAGACACUCCGCUGACCCCAAGACAGGAUGUGAACGCACCUGACCUCUACAUACCAACUAUGGCUUUCAUUACCUACAUUUUACUUGCGGGAAUGGCCCUUGGUAUUCAGAAGAGGUUCAGUCCUGAGGUUCUGGGAUUGUGUGCCAGUACUGCCCUGGUGUGGGUCAUUAUUGAGGUCUUAAUCAUGUUGCUAAGUUUGUACCUUCUGACGGUACACAGCGACCUCUCAACCUUUGAUCUCAUUGCCUACAGUGGAUACAAAUACGUUGGGAUAAUUUUCACCAUGGUGUGCGGUUUGCUUUUUGGCAGCGAUGGCUACUUUGUGGCCCUCGCCUGGUCAUCCUUUGCAAUAAUGUUCUUCAUUGUUCGAUCCCUGAAAAUGAAGAUUCUGACGUCUGUGUCCUCGGACUCGAUGGGAAUGGGAUCGAGUGCCAAACCUCAAAUCCGCAUUUACAUAACUGUAGCAACUGCAGUCUUUCAGCCAAUCAUUAUAUACUGGUUAACAUCUCAUUUGGUCAGGUGACUGUGAUGUCAUUAAUGAUCGCCAGAGCAAGAGAACAGACCACAAAAAGAGGGAGGGUGUACAGUUGCCCCUUAAACUCUGUCAGUAAACCUACGGCGUAUUGGCACUUUGUUUGGCAGUGUGUGUUUUUGUUUUUCAGCUAUGCUUGUUCAUAAUGACAUGACUGUAAUUUGAAGGAAGUGUGACACAUUUUAGUGCAUCUGCAUUGACUAUUUAGUAAUUCAGUCAAUUUAUUUUUGUUCAAUUAACAUUAAGCACACAAAGGCUUUCAGUGAUGGAUCUGCUU